Cynoglossus semilaevis (tongue sole) is the source of this 1290-nucleotide messenger RNA. RefSeq lists its product as uncharacterized. The record is from RefSeq and is a predicted model, not a curated record. The coding region runs from base 75 to 863 and encodes 262 amino acids. NCBI's taxonomy places the organism in Eukaryota, Metazoa, Chordata, Actinopteri, Pleuronectiformes, Cynoglossidae. The transcript is spliced from 8 exons.
AUGGCUUUUGUCAGUGGAGCAGGUUUAGGGUGAGUGGGUGUGAUCACCGCAGCCGGGGCUCCAGACACUCAGCUAUGGCCGUAAACGCAUCAGAGCCGCUAUGUCAGCCAUGCACGUACAACGAUGCGUUCAAAGUGGAUCUACAGGUGAAGAGACCUCUGAUGCCUGUCCAGCUUGGUCCAGAGCAAGUGGGUUUGGAGAUGUUGUGUCUCUGUGGACAACUGGACCUCCUUAUCAGGGCACAGAUGCAGCAGUUUCAGGAGCAGUUAGGACAAGGCUGCAGCCCAGAGGAAUCAGACACGUUCCAGACUCAAGGAUCAGAGAUUCUUGACCAGAUGCUGCAGUGUCUUGAACAUCUACCAAAACCCAUGCCACAGUUAGAGGACUAUCUGGACAUGAUGGGUCUGUCGACCAUGUUUCCCCGUGUAGAGGUGUUCCUAAUUCAGGGUAGCCCUGUGGAGAUGUUGGAAAGGCCGCCAAUGGAUGAAUACUUCUGUCACAUUGCCAAACUGAACCAGCUUUUGGUGCUAAGUCAACAACUAGAGGAAGACAUCCGGCACCUCGGAAGUCAUAAAUACAUUGCCCACCAGCUCUCAGUUAUUUAUCAAGUCAUCAGUUCUUUUAGAGGAAUCCAGGUCUUUUGUGAAAUAAAGAAAACUAUUGAGGCCAACUUCAAACAGAUGAAACAGUCCUUGGUGCAGGACGAAGGCUCCAGGCAUGAGCCUCAACUGGCCGCUCAUUACAUGAACUGGAUUUUAGAAAUAACUCAAAAUAUAAUAUCAGCGGUGCUAUCACUGCCAGAGGAGCUGACAGACGACAUUCACCAGGCUGUGACCUUUGCAUCCCAACUCCUGUCCUCCUGACUCACUCUGGAAAAGACCUGUGAAGUGUUUCAUGAACUGAACUUUAAAGGGUGCUACACGCAUUACGCCCAACGAUGGUUUAGUAAGAAGGACUAUGACAUGGUUUUUAUAUUUUUGUUGUUCUGAAUGUGUCACUAUUUUGCAAAUAAAUGUACACUUGGUAAAAUCCUCUUUGUACUAAUCAUAAAUAUAACUACUGUUAGUUUUUCGAUAACACAAUGAAACAGUAUCACUGAAUGCAAUAGAGAUAUGUGUUUUUCUUGGACUGUGCAUGUCCUUCACCAUGGAUGUCAUCAUAAUCAUAAACAUACACUGCUCCUCAUGUCAUGUAAAACACUGGUGAUGGUGAUUUAAGUUUGUGUUUAUUGUAUGGAACAAUAAAUCAAAUGGAUGAUUUCUAGACUUGCAAGAUCUCUAUUAUAUAUUG